Messenger RNA from Syzygium oleosum, 531 nucleotides. RefSeq names its product histone acetyltransferase MCC1-like. Gene Ontology annotation, cellular component: Golgi membrane. The record is from RefSeq and is a predicted model, not a curated record. The transcript is spliced from 4 exons. Gene Ontology annotation, molecular function: protein-N-terminal amino-acid acetyltransferase activity; histone acetyltransferase activity. The coding region runs from base 1 to 462 and encodes 153 amino acids. Gene Ontology annotation, biological process: N-terminal peptidyl-methionine acetylation. Lineage: Eukaryota; Viridiplantae; Streptophyta; Magnoliopsida; Myrtales; Myrtaceae.
AUGGCGCAGGAAAUGGGUUCUGUAUUGCGGAUCUGCUUGCUUAAUCAUGAUGCUGCAGAAUCGGAAUGGUCAUUAGUCUACAUUCUGACGCUGGGAGUGAUGGAUAGUUACAGAAAUCUUGGAAUGGCCUCUUCGCUUAUUCUUGAGGUUAUCAAGUAUGCCUCUAGCAUCCCAACUUGUCGAGCUGUUUAUUUGCAUGUGAUAUCUUACAACUUUCCUGCCAUACACCGAUACAAGAAAAUGUCAAUCGAGUGUAUACGGAGGUUGCCGGAUUUUUAUCUGAUUGAUGGCCAGCAUUACGAUUCCUACGUGUUUGCUUACUUUGCAAAAGGCUGUCAGUCUCCUUGCUCACCGGUGGAACUUGUCACAGCCAUCAUCAGAUAUGUACGGAGCAGUUUCCAGUCGAUUACUGCAAAGCUGUGGAGCAAUGAAAGGAAGGUCGGGUGGAUGGUCCAGAUGUAAUGAAGCUCGUUCUCUAAUAUAGGCGGCACAGAACAAGAGAAUCCUCGAGUCAUGGAGAGAUGGGGAUAA